Messenger RNA from Limanda limanda (common dab), 3671 nucleotides. Its product is annotated as transcriptional regulator QRICH1-like. The transcript has 12 exons. Lineage: Eukaryota; Metazoa; Chordata; Actinopteri; Pleuronectiformes; Pleuronectidae. The coding region runs from base 466 to 2874 and encodes 802 amino acids. The record is from RefSeq and is a predicted model, not a curated record.
CAUCAGUCUGAAGAGGAGUCGCCUCGAUCUCGGGGCCUUUACUUCCGUCGUUUUAUAUCCCGCUGGAUCGACGCCGAGGGCCCGCUGCCGUCCCGUGUGUUCGUGCGGUGCAGCGAGUAGGACCACCAACAGUGAUCCCUCCGGACGAAUCCAUCCGAGCUCUGCUGGGGCUUCGGGAAACUUAUUGUGUAUUUUUUUUUCUCCGCACCGCAGCCUGGAUCUCAGCUCAGCCCCGGGACGAGCAGACGUCAGAGACCUCGCCUGCCGCCGCCGCCGCCGCUGCUUCUUUAUUUUAUCCACUCGCAGCCUUGUUCGUGUGGGUUUCCACCGCUGCCACAUGCACGAUGUGGCGGGGUGAGUGGCACGCUGCCUGCUAGCUGCUCGACGUUUAUCGGCUUUUUAGUUUUAAACACCGUGCCUUGGCGGAAAGAAGAGGAUUUCGUUUUAUUUAAGGUCAAAGUGACGAUGAAUGAGCAGGACAGUGGGGUGGUGUCCUUCGAUGAGUAUGUGAGGCAGAAGGCCCGAACCGUUCCCCAGCACAGGAUGAAGGAGUUCCUGGAGUGUCUAUCCAAGGGCCCCGAGGUGCUGCAGGAGUUCAACCAGCAGGAAGGGGCCGCCACCACCACAGCCAUGGUGUACCAGCAGCAGGACGGCAACUGUAUCUACACCGACAGCACAGAGGUGGCAGGGUCGCUCCUAGAGCUGGCGUGCCCGGUGACUUCUGCAGAGAAUUCACCUCAGCUGCCUGUGCACCAGGGGUCUGAUCAGCAGCUCCAAGUGCAGGUUCAGAUCCAGGAACAGCAGGGCCAAACCAUCGGCCAGGUUCUUCAGGUGGCCUCGCCCUCCCAGCACGAUAUGCAGGGAAUCUCUACAGCUCAGUUCAUCCAGCACGGAGAUCUCACAGAGGAGCAGCAACAGCAGAUUCAGGCACAGCUGGUUGCAGCUGUAGCCGGAGGACAACAAAUCCAGUUACAAGGAACGCAACAUAUUCAGCUGCCAGGGGGCCAGCAAAUCCAGCUUCAGGCCGGUCAACAUAUUCAGCUACAAGGAGGCCAACAGAUUCAACUGCAGGGUGGACAACAGAUUCAACAGAUUCAACUGCAGGGUGGACAACAGAUUCAACAGAUUCAACUGCAGGGUGGACAACAGAUUCAACUGCAUGGAGGACAACAGAUUCAACUGCAGGGUGGACAACAAAUUCAACUGCAGGGUGGACAACAAAUUCAACUGCAAGGUGGACAACAAAUUCAGCUACAUGAUGGCCAACAGAUCCAGAUCCAGACCAUAGAGGCCAUGUCUCCUACCCAUCAACAGGACUCUCCUAGGGAGGUAGAGAGGAGGUCGGGUUCUGCCUCAGCUGUUCUCCAACCUGCCAAGAAGCGUAAGGUGGAUGUCCCUCUAUCUGUUUCCUAUGCUGUGCCACAGGGUCAGCAGAUGGCUACUGUUCUGGCCAUCCCUCAAGGGCAGCAGCAAAGCUAUGUGUCGCUACGACCAGAUUUGCUCACUGUUGACAGUGCUCAGCUGUUCAGCACCACAGGGACAAUCACAGGUCCCACGGGUGAGACCUGGACCAUCCCUGUCUACUCUGCCCCACAACAGCAGGGUGUAACUCACAUUGCCUUACCGCAGGAAUCGUACAGCACAGUGCAAGUUACCACCACCAACGGUAAGGAUAAAAUGUCCCCCAGGUCUGCAGAUGUGCAGUUGGCCUCCGCUGGGACACAGGAAGAAAUGGUACAGACCCUGUUCCCAGCGCAGUUCAUGAACGGGAACAUUCACAACCUUGUGGCAGUACAGGCUGUAGGAGGGACUUACAACACUACACAGUCGGUACACAUAUGGGACCCAAAUCAACAACAGAGUCAAGGAGAAGAGGGGCAAGAGCAGCAGCUCCAUCUGCAGGGUCAAGUCCAGACAGAGGCUGAAGCUGAACCGCCCACUGAAAUUCUGGUUCCUGUCUGUCUAAAGCCAGAAGAAGGCCUGGAGGUCUGGCGGCUUUGGGCGAAACGGAAAAACAUAGAGUUAAGCAAGCAGGAAAAAACCAGUCUUGCGCCAAUAGGACGUCGUCAGCCGCUGUGUUUCCAAGACGACUUGGUGUCUAGUGCUGUAGCCGAGCUAAACCUGGGUCUUGCCCUGAUGACGCAGGAAGCACGUGGAUCAGAAGAAGAAGAAUUUACCCCCGACGUUCUGUAUUAUGUAUUCUUGUGUAUACAAAAGUACAUCGCCGACAAUGGACGUGUGGAUGAUGUUUUCGCUGAUCCAUAUUACACACGUUUCUGUGCGUCCUUACACAACAUCCUUGAUGGCUGGAAACCAAGUGUCCACCCGUUAGGUUACAUCAUUCCAAGUCAUGUGACAGAGGAGAUGCUGUGGGAGUGUAAACAGCUCGGUGCACAUUCGCCAGCCACACUUCUCACUACUCUUAUGUACUUCAAUACAAAGUAUUUCUGCCUGACAACACCUGAACAGCACUUGAAAGUAGCUUUCUCUAAGGUCCUCAGACACACGAGGAAGAACCCCACCAAUGCCAAGGACAAAGCAACCAGCAUCCGCCUUCUCAAAGGACAAGGUCCACACAGUGCCCUGCAGAAAGGAACUGACGACAUGUAUGAAGAACAGAUUGAAGAUCCGGAGAAUCCACUUCGCUGUCCCAUUAAACUUUAUGACUUUUACCUCUUCAAAUGUCCUCAGAGCAUCAAAGGACGCAAUGAUGCGUACUACAUGACUCCAGAACCUGUCGUCGCACCCAACAGCCCAAUGUGGUACUCAUCGCAGCCGCUCACAAAUCAGCAAGUGGAACAAAUACUGGCUCGCAUCAUCGUGGUCCGAGAGAUCCAGGAGAUUAUUGGUGUCAGUGCAGAGAACAUGGGCUAAGCUGAGCAGACUGUCUGGAUUGAUGGGGACUCGUUCCACAGUCACUGAUUGCUGACUAUGCAGUAGCUGUCCUGACUUAAACUUCACUGGCCAUCUGAAAAAAAAUUGAUCAACUUCUGAAACAAUCACUUUUCUUCUGAGGAGUAUACACGAGAAUUUCUCUCCUUACUUUUUCUGCUUUCAGCUGAUUGGGUGGACUUCUCUUUCACUUGACCACCAGUGUAAGCCAUCGCCUCUGUAACCUGGCAGUUAAACAAGGUUUUAUUCUCACCACUGCGGGAACACUGGUCAGUCUCUUGGAUUGCUGCUGUCUCAGCUGAGCAGAGGUGUUUCUUUUUCUGUAAAACUCAAAUCUUGUGACUAUAUGACGAUAUUUCAUCCUCCACUUCUUAUCCUCAGUCAGUUAAUGUCUUACUUCUCCUCAAGGUCCCACUAUGAUACAGUACAUCUUAAAGGACAAUUACAGGGGCCACUGCUCAAGGUCCUUUUUUUUUUUAUUUCUAUACUGAUUGCAUAUUGAAUCAUGUAUUGAUAUGUUCAAAAAUACAAAACUUGUGCCUGUUUUUUCUAAAAACAAAAAGACGUGAUUUGGGCUUGUGGACAACCCAAGCGGACCCUCAGAAAUUCACAUGGUCAAGUACUAUACUGCAGUCAUGUGGGGGAAACAUUUUUCUCAGGUCGAAGCUAUCCAUUAAAGAACAACCAUCAAGGAUUUUAUUUGCCAACUUACUCCUGUAUGUCUGUGUGUAUAGUUGGUUAUUAAACCGGCAGGUGGAAACAUCUUUGUCCAGCUCAUG